CUACUGACUCCCGCAUGCGCGGUGGAGCUCCAUCUCCGGCCGCACAUGCGCAAAUGUAGCGUGGAUUACCGCGGCCGUGUGUCGCUCCUCUGUCACAACAAACCAGGAUCUCGAAGGCGCCUCUGUACCAUGGUCACCCCGCCUGUGCGACCUCCCCCCUGCAGUCAAACACCUGCUCAACAGGUAGGUUCACUCCAGCCGACCGGUUCUCCGUCUUACGGCGACAGAGGUUAAAGAACACGGCCACUUCCUGUCGCGCUAGUUAGCUAGCUAGCUAGCUCACUGCUCAAUGAAGUUCGUUCCGGAAAGCUCAGUGUUGCUCGCUUGGUUUGUUUCUGGAGCCGUUUGGACCGUGUUGCUACUGUUGUUGUUAUUGGACCUGAGUAGUGCACUGACUCAGCCGGCUUUCUCCCUCCUAACACAACAUUCUGAAACAGUGAGACAUACGCUCGUUAUGACGUCACAGAGACUAGUGACGUAAGGCGUUAACUUGAAUCCCGUCAUUAUUCACAUGUAUAUAAUCGUUUCUCACUGUGGUUUUUAAAGAUAUGCGCCAGUAUUUAUCAUCAUUUCAGACCAGUAAGUUUGUUUCUUUCCUGCAUCCAUUCACAUGUAACUCUUUUUAUCUUCAGUGUUUCUGUUAAAUGUCUGUUUUCUUCACUGGUAUUCCAUGUUGUUCACGUCUGUUUAUUCUAAACGGAAUAACCAGGGACAGGAUUUUUCAGUGUUGUAGCUCCCCCCGUCCACAGAUGUGGAGGUAACAGCUUUGCCUCUCGGCGCCAUGGUAUUUUGUUUUUUAAAUGGUCCCGUAACGAUGCUCUUAAGCCGCAACAUAACAGGCAUUUCAGUGAGGAAAAAGGCGCAACACAAGCGUGUUCAGAGACACUAGGCUCCUGCGACGACAACAACAACAACAACAACUCCGGGGAAGAAAGUUCACAAUCCGUUUUAUUGUUAUUAUUAUUAUUAUUAUUAUAGUGAGGAUCCCAUCAACUAGGAAAGUGCUUUGGUACUGUGCCACAAAAAUAAAACAAAGGCUGUUUACGAUGUAGAGAUUUUGAUGAAUUUAGAUGAAUGAAUGCAGAGAUACAUACAAUACGUACUGUAAAGAAAAGACAGCGUCCAGUGGUUAUUCCUCCUAGGUGAUUGGAUUAGACGUCUGCAUUGCAAAUCCCAAAAGUAGAACUCAAGGAAAGCUCAGGUCUGAAGAGGUAAACUGAGAUUAUAUCUGUCCAAAAAUGACAAAAAGACAAGAUCAGAAUAUUGUAAACAAAGUUUAUACUGCCCUUGUUGUCAUUGCAAAUGUGCUUAUUACAAACUCAGACUAACUGUUGGAAUUGCUAAAUUCUAAUUUUAACAUUAAGAAUUGUCAAGGGAAUAUGAAUGUAAUGGAUUAUAUAUGUAUAUAUACACACACACAUGCAUGUUGAACCUGUGAAGGCACCUGCUGUGAUCGUGGCUGGCAGCAGCUCAGUGUCUCACUGCUGCCCCCGUCACUCAGUUCCAGGCAGAAGCACCAGGUGGCGCUGCUGGUGAAGUGUGUCUAGCCUCGUGCCGCCGCCGCUGUCCUCACACGCGCGGUCGGUACGAAGCCAUGUCCGAACUCUGUGUUCACCUUCUCUGGUUUCCUCCCCCCCGAACGCCAAGCUGCAUCUGUCCCGGCCCCUGGAGACACCUGGCACCCGCCUCGCCAGCCCAUCAUGGUGGACCUCAGCAAGUGGCCCCUCUUCAGUCUGAUGAGCCUGCAGGAGCUGGCGUCCAUACGUCAAGCAUGCGUGUUCGGCAACUCGGCCAACGAGGCCAUUUACGUCACCAGCGACGACGAGGUGAGGCUUUGACUGAGGGAGGUGAGGAGCCCGGGUCCUCCAGGCUGGAGCGCUCGGCUCCUCCGGUCCUCCUCACGCCCAACAUGCUUCACCCAGCCGCUCUUCUCUGGCCUCGCACGAGUCUGGUGUUUGUCUUUGGCCUGAACUGCAGCAACUGUCUGGGCACCGGAGACAUCCAGAGCACCAUGGUGCCCAAGAAGCUGGACUUCCUGACCGGGAAGAAGGUGGUGAGCCUGAGCUACGGCAGCGGGCCCCACGUCCUGCUGGCCACUGAAGAGGGGGAGCUCUUCGCCUGGGGGCACAACGGCUACAGCCAGCUGGGGAACGGAACCACCAACCAGGGCGUGGCCCCCGUGCUGGUCUCCACCAACCUGGUUGGCAAGAAGGUGGCGGCGGUGGCCUGCGGCUCGCACCACUCCAUGGCUCUGACGGACACAGGAGAGGUUUACGCCUGGGGCUACAACAACUGCGGGCAGGUGGGCUGCGGCUCCACCGCCAACCAGCCGUCGCCGCGGCGAGUGGCCUUCCGCCUCCAGAACAAGGCGGCGGUCAGCAUCGUGUGCGGCCAGACCUCCUCUCUGGCCGUGCUGGACAACGGAGAGGUCUACGGCUGGGGCUACAACGGGAACGGGCAACUGGGACUCGGCAACAACGGCAACCAGCUGACCCCCUGCCGCCUGGUGGACCUGCAGGGCGUGUGUGUCCAGCAGGUGGUCUGUGGCUACGCCCACGCCAUGGCUCUGACGGACGAGGGGCUGCUGUACGCCUGGGGCGCCAACACCUACGGCCAGCUGGGCACCGGCAACAAGAGCAACCAGCUGAGCCCGGUGCAGAUCAUGGCCGAGAAGGAGAGGAUCAUCGAGAUCGCCGCCUGCCACUCGGCGCACACGUCGGCGGCCCGGAGCUACAGCGGGCAGGUCUUCAUGUGGGGCCAGUGCCGGGGCCAGUCGCUGCUGCUGCCGCACCUCACGCACUUCCAGUACACCGACGACGUCUUCGCCUGCUUCGCCACGCCGGCCGUCAUGUGGCGGCCGAUCUCCGUCGAUCCCGACGACUUCCUGACUGUGGCCCAGGCGCUGAGGAAGGAGUUCGACAACCCGGAGACGUCCGACCUCAAGUUCUGCAUCGAGGGGAAGUUCAUCCACGUCCACAAGUCCAUCCUGAAAAUCCGGUGUGAACACUUCCGGACCAUGUUCCAGGCCCACUGGAACGAAGACAUGAAGGAGGUGAUCCAGAUCCAGCAGUUCUCCUACCCGGUCUACCGCUCCUUCCUGCACUUCCUCUACACUGACAGCGUGGAGCUCCCUCCCGAGGACGCCAUCGGCCUGCUGGACUUGGCCACGUCGUACUGCGAGAACCGACUGAAGCGUCUGUGCCAGCACAUCAUCAAGAGAGGGAUCACGGUCAGCAACGCCUUCGUCCUGCUGUCGGCCGCCGUGCGCUACGAUGCCGAGGACCUGGAGGAGUUCUGCUUCAAGUUCUGCGUCAACCACCUGACCGAGGUGACGCAGACCACGGCCUUCUGGCAGGUGGACGGGAACCUGCUCAAGGACUUCAUCUCGCGGGCCAGUCGCUGCGGCGCCUUCAGGAACUGAGGUCUGCGGGAGCUUGCUCCGCUUUCCUCCCAGAUCAGUGAGCGCCAGCGUCAAACCCAAGACCUCUGAGAUCAGAGCGCGUUGACGUCAUUCCACAACCGCCACCUUCUCAUCACGACCUCUGGGCUGAAGUCUGGACUGUGAAGGUCACAGUUACGAGGGGCAUUGAACGCACCGCCAGGUCUUAUUGGCUCCUGUUGCUGAGGUGUCGGAGGAGACGCUGCUGAAUUCUCUAAACCAAGUGUGGAAGUUGUCCCUGGUUUUGUGGCCAGUUUAGCUGCGGAGUGGACGAGUUACUUCCCCUGGAUCUCAUCUGUUACAAGCCUCUUUGCUUCCACCAGCGACUCUUCAUUCUUCUCGAUCGUCCCACGAGAGGCUCUGCUGCUGUUUUGUCAUUUGUUACUGUGCAGAACUGGGUUCUCUGUAAAUACUUUUUUUUUUUUUUAACGAUUAAAAUGUUUCCUCAAAGUGUCAACGGCUCGUCUGUUGACUGUUGGUGCAUCAUGAAACCAUGGUGGCGAGAUCGGAUCUGGUCGCUAUAGAAUUUGGGGAAAAUAAAAUGAAUAAAUAAAUAAUCAUUACAGAAAAAAA
This is a messenger RNA of Synchiropus splendidus (mandarinfish), 4012 nucleotides long. It is a transcript of the gene rcbtb1, whose product is annotated as regulator of chromosome condensation (RCC1) and BTB (POZ) domain containing protein 1. Bases 1595 to 3421 code for a protein of 608 amino acids. Gene Ontology annotation, molecular function: protein binding. The transcript is spliced from 11 exons. The record is from RefSeq and is a predicted model, not a curated record. Lineage: Eukaryota; Metazoa; Chordata; Actinopteri; Syngnathiformes; Callionymidae.